AUGUACUUAAACUAUUGCCAAAAAAUUCAGAAAUUUGUUUUAGAAUCUAUUUUUCCUUUCUUUGCAAAAAUGGGACAAGGGAAGAAUUCCUCGAAUUUUAGGAUUGUGUUCUUGAAGGCUGGAGAGCGUUCAGUAGACUGCAAAUACAGUCCCAAGUUUGGCUUUUACUCUUCUCUCCACGGUUUGCUGAGAUUGACAGCAAGUCGGUGCUCAUUUCCCACCUUGUCUCUUCAGGUCUACACUGCAGGUAAACGACCCACCAGUUCAAGUCCCCCUUUUAAAGCGCUCACCCUGAGAGUGGAUGGAAGACUUUCUUUGUUCCCUUAA
Molecule: messenger RNA, 327 nt
Organism: Rangifer tarandus platyrhynchus (Svalbard reindeer)
Lineage: Eukaryota; Metazoa; Chordata; Mammalia; Artiodactyla; Cervidae
Source: the annotation of a GenBank genome assembly